Molecule: messenger RNA, 3144 nt
Organism: Ustilaginoidea virens
Lineage: Eukaryota; Fungi; Ascomycota; Sordariomycetes; Hypocreales; Clavicipitaceae
Exons: 3
Coding region: 1-3144 (1047 amino acids)
Biological process (GO): rRNA processing
Cellular component (GO): small-subunit processome; Pwp2p-containing subcomplex of 90S preribosome
Molecular function (GO): protein binding
Source: RefSeq, a predicted model, not a curated record
AUGCCGCACUCAAGCUCGGAUGGGCCGUUGGCAAAGCGCCAAAAGGUCUCUGCCGUCGUCGAGUCGGCUCCUUCCACGGCGGCCAACCCGUCUCGGAUAUUUGCACCGUUCAGAACUGUCGGGCUGGUGUCGUCUACCAGUGUUCCCUUCACAUCGAUACCUCUAGGCACGAAAAGCUUUCAACUUACCACCUCGGUGGGUAGGGCUCUGCAGACAUACGACGUGCGACGCGGUUUGAACCUCGUCUUUGUCACCCGGCCCGAGACUCCUGCCAACAUUACCGCCACCUUCGCAUGGAAACAGAAGCUCUUUGCUGCCUGGGGAGAUGGCUCCAACGGAGAACCGCAGGGAUUCUGGGUGUUUCAGCGUGGCAAAAAGGUGGACCAGCUCGAGCUCCCUGCCCAUCUCGCUGAACCCAUCACGCAGGUGUUCGUGUUUGGCAAUUGGAUCGUUGCCUGUGCCAAGACGAGGGUCGAGGUUUUCAAGACUGCCACUCUGGAGCACUACACUACCUUGCAAACCAUGGCGGCGAAAAAUGGGGGCAACGAAAUCACUGGUGGAGUCACCAGCAUGCCUACCUUUUUGAACAAGGUUUUUAUCGGUCGCAAGGACGGUUGGGUGGAGAUAUGGAACGUCAGCACCGGAAAACUUGUGUAUACAAUCUUGCCGCCAACUCCCGACUGCGGCUCUGUCACCUGCCUGGAACCCUCGACUGCCCUCUCACUCAUGGCAAUCGCUUACUCUUCUGGCACGCUCAUCAUCACCAACGUCCUCACUGACAAGCCCGUUAUUCAGCUUGAAGCCGGCAGCACCGAAGCUGCCGUCGGCUCAAUAUCUUUCAGAACCGAUGGCAAGGGUGCCGGCCAUGACGGCAGCAAAGAUGGCGUCAUGGCGACGGCCAGCCAAGCCACUGGCGACAUCACGUUCUGGGACCUGAACAAGGGAGGUCGAGUAAUGGGAGUCCUGAGGAGCGCCCACAACCCCCCCUCUCGCGAUGGAAAGAGUGCCAGAGGUGGCAUCAACAGAGUUGAGUUUUUGGCGGGCCAGCCUGUCAUUGUGUCAAGUGGUCUUGACAACUCUCUCAAGACCUGGAUAUUCGAUACAACGCCCUUCUCCCCAAUUCCGCGGAUUCUGCACUCGCGAAGUGGCCACGCUGGGCCCGUCAACUGCCUGCGAUUCCUGCCUUCCGACUUUGACGGAUCGGAAUCCGGGAACAAGUGGCUGCUCAGCGGUGGCCGGGAUAGGAGUCUCUGGGGUUGGAGCUUGCGACGGGACGGCCAGAGCAUGGAGCUGAGCCAGGGUCAACUGCGCCAAAAGGCGAAAAAGAUUGGCAUUCUUGCCUCCAACGCCCUUGCCCAUGGCCCAACCACUUUGCUGGAAGACUUGAAGGCUGCUGAAAUCACAAGCAUUGCCAUGUCCCUCAACAGAGAUGGGGGCAUCGGCGCGAUUCCCGGAAAGCUGCCCGUCUGGCAAAAGGGCCACGGUGACAGCAAGAAGAAUGUCGACGCGGAAAUCAGCGGCAUGACGGGCUGGGAGAGCGUUGUUACAGCCCACAAGGGGGAUCGGUAUGCCAGAACUUGGUUCUGGGGCCGAAAACGUGCUGGCCGGUGGGCGUUCCCGACCGGGGACGCCGCCAACGUAUCGAGCGUGGCCAUCAGUCCUUGCGGAACCUUUGCAGUUGUCGGAUCAGAGGGCGGCUCCAUCGACAUGUUCAACCUUCAGUCUGGGACGCAUCGCCAAAGGUUCCCGUCUCGCUUGACGCCCUCGCAAGCACGGCAAGUUCGCCUGCAGCAGUUGAGGCAAGCCGAUGAUGUGGCGCAGCUGGAAGCCAGCGGCGGCGGACGGAAAUUCCUGCCGGGUACCGGAAGACAUACCCAGGCGGUGACGGGGCUUGUUGUCGACGCCAUGAACAAGGCGAUUGUGUCUUGUUCGUUGGACGGCAAGAUCAAGUUCUGGGACUUCCUUACAGGGACACUGGUCGAGCAGCUUGACUGGGCUCCAAUGACGUACCCCACCUCGUGCAGAUAUCACGCUGCCAACAAUCUGCUGGCAUUCUCGUGCAAUGACCUGUCCAUACGAGUCGUCGACAUGGAGACAAAGAGGACAAUCCGCGAGUUCUGGGGCCCGCAAAACACCAUAAACGAUUUCUGCUUUUCCCACGAUGGGCGAUGGGUGAUUGCCGCGUCCAACGACCGCGUCGUGCGGGUUUGGGAUUUGCCGACAAGCCAUCUCAUCGAUGCGAUUCGGUUGGAGAAGCCUUGCACCGCGCUUGACAUGUCUGUCACUGGUGAAUAUCUAGCUGCCACCUUGGAAGAGGAGCCAGGGGUCACCCUCUGGACGAACAAAUCCUUGUUCAAGCACGUUCCAACCAGACAGAUUUCGGAGAAAGAAAUUGGGCAAGUUUCCGCGCCAACCGUCUCCGGAGAAGGGAAUGAGGGCUUGCUGGAAGGCGCGUUCGAAGAUGACAAGGAGGGCGCUGAUCAUGACGAUACUACAAUCGCCCCCUCUGCGGAUCAGCUGAGCUCGGAACUAAUGACGCUGAGCCUGGUGCCCAAGAGUCGAUGGCAGACGCUAUUGCACCUCGAUCUGAUCAAGGAAAGAAACAAACCGAGAGAAGCACCAAAGGCUCCGGAAAAGGCACCCUUCUUCCUUCCGUCGACGACGGGUGCCAAGGUACCGGGGCAAGAAACCGUUGCGCAUGCCAAGGUGGAUGAAGGCAAUUCUCGCAUCACCAAGCUUGACAAAGCUCGGUUUGAGGAGCAGUUCUCAACCAAAUUGCGUGUCGGAGCAGAGGGGAAUGACUACGGCGAGUUUGUUGAGCACCUCAAAGGGCUAUCCCCUUCAAACGCUGAUUUGGAGCUGCGUUCCCUAUCAAUUGGACAUGGUGACGAGGGGUCAAACGAGCUGCUACACUUUAUCAGGGCUUUGACGGCACAAUUGAAGGCGAGGAAGGAUUACGAACUGACACAGGCUUGGAUGAAUGUCUUUCUCCGCCUACACUUUGACGUGGUGAUGGAAAGUGAAGCUUUGCUCGGGGCGCUUAAGCAGUGGAAGUCGCAGCAAGAGAAGGAAUGCAACCGGCUGGAUGAUCUUGUUGGUUACUGCAGCGGCGUUGUUAGUUUCCUGAGGAGUCCUCGGACAUGA